Molecule: messenger RNA, 2121 nt
Organism: Anopheles nili
Lineage: Eukaryota; Metazoa; Arthropoda; Insecta; Diptera; Culicidae
Product: oxidative stress-induced growth inhibitor 2-like
Exons: 5
Coding region: 1-2121 (706 amino acids)
Source: RefSeq, a predicted model, not a curated record
AUGAAGGAUAUCCACAGCAAGGGAAAUCUACUGCACAAGGACACCAUCUACAAGGAUGUGGUCGUUAUUGGUAAUGGACCAAGCGGUAUAUCGCUAUCGUACAUGCUGGCGGGCCACUGGCCUUACUGGUCACCGGAACGGGCCCAGAAACAUCCGGACGAGUUGUUGCGGGCACGGUUGAAUUACUACGACUCCCAGAAGAGCCUAGUCGAGCAUGAUCUGUUCAGUCUGGCCGAUGGACUGGAAGGCCGAAGCACAAAUCCCGUUUCACUGCUGCUGGAUAGUCUGCAGCAUCCGUGUGCGGAUUUGGGAAUGGAUCUUCCAUCGAUGGUUGACUACCGAUAUCACCCAGAGAAAGAGAUCGACCAUCUCGUUCUGGGACGCGGACCGCCCGGUGGUUCUUGGCACCGUAUGGAUCCAAACCUGCGCACCCUGUCACUCGCCGCCUGGAUGUCCCUUCCCGGACUCCCGUACGCCGAAUGGGAAGCACGCCACCCACCGGUGGAAGCCGAUGUGGCCGUACAGUCGACUCAAACGACCACCGAGCUGCUGGCGCACGAUUGUAGCAGGUGUAACGAGUUGAUGAAACGCGCCAAGCGCACAGGACAGAAAGUGCCCUUAACCAGAUGUGGCAAAUGUAGCCGCAACGGAACACACCCUGAUGGGAACAAUAACAGUGCCGGAGUGGUCAACUUCGUGGACCACGAGCCGGCCAGUGGUGGCAAUGUGGUGGCCGUUUUGGACGAACGCAGCGGGAAGGUGAACGUGAAACUUCUGUGUCCCCCACGGAGGAACCUUUCGCUAAAGCGGCAGGUUUCGAAGGAGGUUGAAACGCGUGCACUAAUAUCGCGGGUCGCGCAGUACUAUGAGAAUUACGUUACGGAGAUGGGCCUGGAGCGGUACUUCAUGAACGAGACGAUCGUCACGACGGUUGCACCGCUGGAAGGGAAAUGUGGAACGAUGCUGUCGGAGCGUUUUCCAAACGGUCGCUGGAUCGUAGCUGGAUUCAACCGAAUGACGAACAAACGCUUCACGAUCGUAUGCCAAAAUCUCGUGCUAGCAAACGGGGCUUCCGAUUUGGCGAACCGGCUGGGCGUAAAGGGUGAAGGAUUGCAGAUGCCGUGGGUGAAGUACGAACUACCCCAUCUGGAGCGAGCGUUGGAAAAAUACGACGAUCAUGCCCGCACGCAAAUGAAACCGGUGCUGAUCGUUGGAGCUGGGUUAAGUGCGGCCGAUGCCGUAACCAUUUGUCGCUCAUCCGGCAUACCGGUGGUUCACGUGUACCGAAAUCGGACGGCCGGUUUGGAUAAGAUGCUGCCCGGAAAUGUCUAUCCGGAGUACCAUGAGGUGCACAAGAUGAUGAAGGACUCGAACCGAAAGCACGAGCUGUACACUCCUCUUCCCGAGCACACGAUCGUUGAUCUGUGCAGUGGACCUGAUUCGCAUCGUGUUACGGUGCAGCAUCUUAAGACGGGCGAACGGCGUGAGCUGGAUGUGUCCUACUGCGCAAUUCUAAUCGGAUCCCGACCCGAUCUUCGUUUCAUCUCGUCAGUAACGAGUGCAAAGAGUUCGAAUGUCAUCAGCAGCAUUGACACACCAUCCGGACUGCCUGUCGUUCUAUCGUGCGCCGAAUCCGAGACUGAAGAAGAAGGGGUCCUGAAUGGUUACUUCACUCGCCAACAGCCGCAACCAUUGACCAUGUGGAUGUUCACCGAGCAGCUGCUCUCGUCGUGCCUCGGCCGGAAGAUGUACUGGCUGAAGAACAUGUGUGCCAAAUGCAAACACAUCAACCUCACCGAUAAACCUCGCCACAAGCAACAACCGUACAACGCCCUCUGUGCCGCACUCGGUGGCCACUGUCAGCACCAGCAGGACGUCGAGAAAGCCGGACUAAAUCUAAGCGCGGCGUCCGGUAUGGGCCUUGGGGAGGAUCCGACGAAACCGAUCGACUGCAAGAACAAUCCGAUCGAUGUGGAUAAGUACACGAACGCGGUGCAGCGGACGUCGCAUGCCGGUUUGUACGCGAUGGGACCGCUGGUAGGGGACAAUUUUGUGCGAUUCAUACCCGGCGGAGCCCUCAGUAUUACGGCCGCUUUGCAUAAGCGCACCGAAAACGAUUGA